UGUCUACCGGCUUACUUUCCUUUGUAGUGCUUCGCAUCUAAUGCACCACGAUUGAAGCAGUAGGAACACAGGCAGCAAGCUUGUUUUGCUUUUUUAGUUGGUUGUAGGAAUGGCGCACACUGCAACUUUAAGAAAACUACAUGCCUCCUACAGUCAGUUGAUCAAAGGUUGCAAUACAGCAUGGAAGAAGUCAUUCUCAUUGGCAGCUGCAAGUAAUGCUGCACAACAGGUUACUGUCAGGGAUGCUCUAAAUAUGGCCAUGGAUGAAGAGAUUGAGAGAGAUGAUCGUGUCUUUUUACUUGGUGAAGAAGUAGCACAAUAUGAUGGUGCAUACAAGAUUAGUAGAGGUUUAUACAGAAAACAUGGUGAGAAGAGAAUUAUGGAUACUCCAAUAUCAGAGAUUGGGUUUGCUGGUAUUGCAACUGGAGCAGCCAUGGCUGGCCUAAGACCAAUAUGCGAAUUUAUGACAUUUAAUUUCGCCAUGCAAGCUAUAGAUCAGCUAAUUAAUUCUGCGGCCAAAACAUACUACAUGUCAGCUGGAGAAGUAAACGUUCCAGUUGUUUUUCGUGGACCUAACGGUGCAUCAGCGGGAGUGGCCGCCCAACAUUCGCAGUGUUAUGCUUCUUGGUAUGGUCACGUUCCGGGAUUAAAGGUACUAUCGCCGUGGUCUGCAGAAGAUGCGAAAGGGCUGCUAAAGAGUGCUAUUCGAGAUAAUGAUCCUGUGGUAUUUCUUGAGAAUGAAAUUAUGUAUGGAAAAGCGUUUGAUAUGACCGAGGAGCAGUUGCAUCCCGAUUAUGUGCUUCCUAUCGGAAAAGCUAAAGUAGAGAAAGAAGGAACGGAUAUCACAAUAGCUGCUCAUUCAUUGGGUGUACAAAAAGCUAUGGACGCACUUCCCGAGUUAGAAGCAGAGGGGAUAAGUUGCGAGAUCAUCAAUAUGCGUACGAUUCGACCAAUGGAUGCAGACACCAUUAUUGAAAGUGUGAAGAAAACGAAUCACUUGAUCACUGUUGAAGGUGGCUUUCCACAGUUUGGAGUCGGAGCAGAAAUCUGCGCCAAAAUUAUGGAAAGUGAAGCAUUCGACUAUCUCGACGCGCCAGUGUACCGAGUGACAGGGGCGGAUAUACCAACACCAUACGCGAAUAAUUUAGAAGUGAAUUCUUUACCGCAACCACACAACAUUGUAAGGACUGUAAAAAAAGUGCUCGGAAUGAUAUAAAAAUACUUAAAACUUGACAUAGAUGUAAAUGUGAAAAUGUAAAUACUUUUUACAAAUGACGAAAACCAUUUACAAGUCGAAAACCCUUUGAAAAAAAUUCUUGGCUUUUUAUGUCCACUUUAAAGUCAAAAAAAUCGCGAAAUCAAGGGAAAAAAUAUUCGCGAAUGUCUCCUAUUAGAUCUCUCGCGAGAAUUAACGUUUGCGAUGAUAAUUGUAGUGAUAUUUAGCGAGAGUAAAUUUUCGCGAUACGUGUUCAAGGACGUCGCAAAUAAUGUGUAUAGUUUCAGUCAUCAACAAUUCAAA
Molecule: messenger RNA, 1519 nt
Organism: Hydractinia symbiolongicarpus
Lineage: Eukaryota; Metazoa; Cnidaria; Hydrozoa; Anthoathecata; Hydractiniidae
Product: pyruvate dehydrogenase E1 component subunit beta, mitochondrial-like
Exons: 13
Coding region: 110-1216 (368 amino acids)
Biological process (GO): pyruvate decarboxylation to acetyl-CoA
Molecular function (GO): pyruvate dehydrogenase (acetyl-transferring) activity
Source: RefSeq, a predicted model, not a curated record